Messenger RNA from Coniosporium apollinis CBS 100218, 1029 nucleotides. RefSeq lists its product as uncharacterized. The record is from RefSeq and is a predicted model, not a curated record. Gene Ontology annotation, biological process: anaphase-promoting complex-dependent catabolic process. Bases 1 to 1029 code for a protein of 342 amino acids. The transcript is spliced from 2 exons. Lineage: Eukaryota; Fungi; Ascomycota; Dothideomycetes. Gene Ontology annotation, cellular component: anaphase-promoting complex.
AUGAUGAUGCUCAGCUUACCGCCCAUCAUCCCCCGCGAUGACCACAUAAUAGGCUACCCCUCCGCCCUCGCCUUCUCCUCCCUCGACACCGACAACGAUGACAACCUCACCUCCAACCCACACCAACAUCCCGCCCGCCGCCCGCAAACGAGCCAGUCCAAUCCGCGCACCCCCCUCGCCCUCCUCGCAGCCGACGAAAAGCUAGUCCAGCAGCGCAAGCAAAACGUCCGCCGCUUCGGCGCCGGCUGGUUGCGCCCGCCAGGCAUCAACAAGACGUACCAGGCGACCAUGGACGAGGCGGCGGAGCGCGAGGAGCAGGAGGCGCAGGCGAGGCGGGAGAUGGCAAUGAUGGAGCUGGCGGAGGCGGAGCGGGAGGAGGAGGAGAGGAGGAGGGUCGCUGAGGGGGGUGAUGAGGAGGGGGAGGAGGAGGUGGGGGAGAGAGAUUUGGAUGCUGACGUCCCGGAGGCAGACGAUGGGGAGGAAGAGGAAGAGGAUGACGAAGACGAAGAUACGGAGGGGGAUCAUGAAGGCGCGAGUUUCAACGAGGAGAGCUUCAUUGAGGGGAGCGAAGUCAUGGCCCCCGAAGAGAUCAACGAGAUGUUGGAGAUGGAGGAGGCGGAGAUGAGUGGCAUCUUGCAGGAAGAGAGGGAGCUGGGGUUCGGCGAGAGGGAUCUGGAUGAUAGUGUCCCAGAGGCGGGCAGCUAUCAGCAUACGGAUACCGAGUUGGAGGAGGAGAGCAGCGAGGAGGAGAUGAUGUCGGCGCCGCGUCACGCGCAAGUACAGAUGAUGCCGCCGGCGGGAUCGAGGAGGGUGACGCCGUUGAGGGUCCAGCAUCAGGAUACGCCGCCGUUGAGGUCGCGUGGGAGAGGACUGAGGCCUGAUGCGGGCUCCUUCGACAGCUCUGAGCUCGGCGCUGGCAGCUCAUCCUUCCUGGGGAGCAGUCCGUUCGCUUCAAGGGGACGGACUCUUGGGGAUGACUCACGCCAGAGGAUGCUCAACACCAGACCGCCGCAACGGCGUGGACAUUGA